Messenger RNA from Fusarium sp. VM40, 687 nucleotides. NCBI's taxonomy places the organism in Eukaryota, Fungi, Ascomycota, Sordariomycetes, Hypocreales, Nectriaceae. The record is from the annotation of a GenBank genome assembly.
AUGAAUCAAAGAGAGGAGAAAGAGACUGAGUUUUGCUUGACUGGCCAAUACUAUACGACCAAAGAGGGAGAUACUUGCGACUCUAUCUCCAAAGGUGCAGGUGUUUCUGGCGCCCUCCUAUACAUGGGCAAUCAGGAUCAUAUCCUUGAUUGUCGCGACAUUCUUGCAGACCAAAAGCUUUGUCUUCCAACAACAUGCGACACAUACUACGUGAAGCCAAACGAUACAUGCUAUAGCAUCGAGAAGGCUCUUGGGCUCCGUAUGGAACGUAUCACAAAGUACAAUUCAUGGAUCAACCGAGAUUGUACUAAUCUCCAAGAUGGCACGGACUUCUAUGGCAAAUCCAUUUGCGUUUCUCCUCUGGGCUCCAAGGCCACGAUCGAAGCCAUCUCAAAGCCAUCUACGGUCAAGCACAAGACGAGCAGUGGUAACGGACCAUCAGUCUUUCCUACUGAUCCACCCAAAGACGCAAAGGUGGCUGAAGGCACGACCACGAUGUGCGGAGAUUGGCAUGUUGUUGUAAAGGCAGAUACUUGCACUACUAUCUGCAAGGAAAACGGAAUUUGCGAAGAUGAGCUGAUGUUUGCCAUGAACCCUUCUUUGGAUAAGACGGAUUGCGACAAGAGUCUCGUCCUUGGUACAGCUUUGUGCGUUACCCCUAUCUCUGGAUGGGACUCUGCCAAAUAA